Uranotaenia lowii is the source of this 1504-nucleotide messenger RNA. RefSeq lists its product as uncharacterized. The transcript has 3 exons. The record is from RefSeq and is a predicted model, not a curated record. The coding region runs from base 854 to 1324 and encodes 156 amino acids. Lineage: Eukaryota; Metazoa; Arthropoda; Insecta; Diptera; Culicidae.
UUUAUUUUGUCUUCAAUAAACCAAUUCGGAUAAAUAACAUGUCAUCAAACAAAAUAAUUGUCACCGAAUGAGAAAAACUUCGAAGGAUUUCGCUCCGUGUAUACAAAAAGUGUGAACCGACCUGAAGAAAACUGAAACCGUACUGUUGUCAUCCGCAAGAAAACUGGGCAAGGAAGAAAAAGCAUCAAGAAAACACCAGCACCGGCUCAACUUCACACACUUCCGUGGACUUGUCAUUCGGCAAAGAAAAAGUGCGGGAUUGAUUUGGUGUGCCUCGUCGUCGCGAUUUCGCCAAGCAAAAAGCCCGUGAAACGACCAAAAACGGAAAACGCACAAAAAAGAGAGACGAACUCGUCCUAACAACUCCGCUGCAUUUGCUUCUCGUGUCAGGAGCGUAGAAAUAAAACCGAGAACGGCUGUGUGCCAAGUCGUGCUGCUGCUCCGUGUCGAAAACAGCCUGCAAAGGUUUCCCAAGCCGUUGGGAAGACGGUCACGAAGACUUUGGCUAGUUUGGGAACCCGCAGAGGUGAGUUAACAACACCAAAUUGCACUCGAGCAAAAUAUAAUAAAACACCUCUACCACACUCAAUAGUUGGAGACGAAAGCACGGAAAAUAACCAACAAACGAGCACCCGGAGGAAAGAAAAAGUGCCAAGUAAUCCCGGCAACUGAACCGGCAAACGGAAGGGAAAAAGUUCCCGAGAGCCCCUUCACAAAAGGGGCUCUCUUUUUCCCCUUCUUUUCUUCCUCUUUUUCUCCCAGGAGUUGGUCAACGGUGUGCGAGCGGACAACAGUACGCGUGCGGAAACAAACGGGAACCGAAGAGCAUCAGAAAGCAGUUCGACAGUGGUCGAUGGUCAUCAAGGAAUCGCAGGACUUCCGGAGAAGCCGGAAUUCAUCGCUACAAGGUACCAGACGGAGAUUCGACAGUGGUCGAGGAGUUCGAGGGAACCGGAAACAGAUUCCGGAAGAAUCCGGAUUGCACGGAGGAGAAUUUCACCAGAAAAGUGCUCGACAGUGGUCGAGAGUAUCAGAGGAACGGUUCGUGGUUUUCCGAAACAAUCCGGGUAAAAGCUGCACGGAAUCGAAGCCGACGGCUGCCGGUGGAGAACGAUUCGGCCUUGACGCAGGCCAGAGAAUCGUCGUCGACCGAAGAAGGCAAUCUGCCGCAACCGCAAGUAUGCUGUCAGGACAUCCAAAUGCGAAUUGUUGCUGCGUUCGCCACCCGAGCGGUUUCUGCGAUUUCUGGGUCAAUGAUGACCGACCAAUUGAUCGUCAUUCUUGGGACGAAUCGAGUCCGGAACAUCCAGUGAAAUGCACGUAAGUCAGCUGUUUAUCCAUUGAUUUCACACACCAUAAAUAAUCAAAUGUAUGAGCCUGAGGGCAAAAUAAAAAGGAUGGCUUGACCAUCAAUAAUUUGUUUGAGAAAUGUAAUGACAUGUUUAAAUUUAUUGCUUUUGCUUAGAACAACCUGAGCUAGCCUGGCAAAGAGGAAGAAACAACU